Hemiscyllium ocellatum (epaulette shark) is the source of this 937-nucleotide messenger RNA. RefSeq names its product granzyme K-like. The record is from RefSeq and is a predicted model, not a curated record. NCBI's taxonomy places the organism in Eukaryota, Metazoa, Chordata, Chondrichthyes, Orectolobiformes, Hemiscylliidae. Bases 9 to 863 code for a protein of 284 amino acids. Gene Ontology annotation, molecular function: serine-type endopeptidase activity. The transcript has 5 exons. Gene Ontology annotation, biological process: proteolysis.
AGGCGACAAUGAAAUCAUUGCAACAUACGCUAUUCGUUUCUUUGGUUAUUUUUUCCCUAUCUCCAACAUGUAAUGGUGCAGAAAUUAUUGGAGGCAAUGAAGUUAAACCCCAUUCAAAACCCUAUAUGGCAUCUAUUCAAAUUUAUAACAAGACACUGAAGAAUUAUUUGCAUAAUUGUGGAGGGGCUUUGAUCAAAAAUAAAUGGAUUCUGACGGCAGCACACUGUGAAGUGAUGGGACGUGUUCAAGUUGUUCUUGGAGCCCAUUCUUUGUCACAGAUUGAGAAAAGUCAACAAAAAAUUCAGGUCAAGAAGCAGUAUCCCCAUCCACAGUUUAACAGAAGAACUGCACAAAAUGACAUCAUGCUUCUGGAACUGUCCAGUGAAGCAAAAAUCAACAAAUAUGUCAAUUUACUCAAACUACCAAAUGACAAGAAAGCAGACGUGAGACCUGGAACUUCCUGCAAGGUGGCAGGAUGGGGAGUAACAUCUAUAUACUCCAAAUCGCCAUCUGACACACUUCAACAAGUGAAGCUGAAAGUAAUAGAUCGGAGUUUAUGCAACAGUGAGGAGUAUUACAAUCGUAAACCUGUAGUAACCAAGGACAUGAUCUGUGUUGGUGACAGCAAAGCCCAAAGAGACUCAUGCAAAGGUGAUUCAGGCGGUCCUUUAAUUUGCAACAAGAAGUACAAAGGCAUUGUGUCAUAUGGGAAAGGAUGUGCAGAUCCCAAAAAGCCUGGGAUUUACACUCUCAUAUCAAAGAAAUACCUUGACUGGAUUGCAAAAAUAAUUGGUGUGCAAGCGUUCAAUAUGACCACUGUUGAGGAUGUUGAGAGUCCCACCGACACUCUGUUUUACCGUUAAUGAUCUGUGUUGAAGUGCUUUACUCUUAAGCUUAUUGUAUAAUGUCAUGUGACAGAAUAUAAUAAAAAUCUGAA